AUGACACAUAAAAAUAGCGACCAAGGGGUCAUACCAAGCGAAUUGGAAGACUAUUUUUCUCCCCAGCUGAAACUCGAGGCUGGGCUCAAUAAUUCGACAGAGACACCCCAGGCCACCAAUACAUGGAAAUGGGAUGAUGAUCCAAGCAACCCAUACAACUGGUCGACAAAAUCGAAGAUUCUGCAAGUGAACAUGAUUGCAUGGGCAGCUUUUACAACAUCUGUCGGAGUUUCCAUAUUGUCGCCAGCCCAUUCCGAGUUUAUGAAAGAAUUCGGGGUGAGUAGCACGGUCGCUAUCCUACCAUUGUCCCUCUAUGUCUUCGCCCUCGGCCUUGGUCCUGUGGUAGGCGGACCGCUGUCUGAAACCGUUGGGAGAUAUCCUGUCUAUCUAGGCACGAUGAUUCUUGGGACGCUGUUCACACUCGGCGCCGGGCUUAGCCCGACAUUUGCCGGUAUUUGUGUGCUCCGUUUUCUGGCUGGGUUUUGCUAUGCUCCGUCUCUAGCUAUUGCAGCAGGAACCAUCAACGAGACCUUCAAACCGGUGAAGCGUGCUCUUCCGUCGGCUGUCUUCAUCUUGACGCCAUUUCUGGGACCUGGCCUAGGGCCAGUUAUUGGAAGUUUCGUUGUUAACAGAAAGGGCUGGCGCUGGACCCAGUGGACAAUGAUCUUCUUCGCCAUUUUUACCCUAUUCACAAUCGCGAUGGCCAAGGAAACCUUCCACCCCGUGAUCAGGCGCCGCCGUGCCAAAGAACUCGGGCAAAAUAUCCCUCCAUCACCACCCCUCUCCGCGAAGAUCCGUCUUUUCGCCACAAUCGCUCUGCUGCGUCCUAUUUUGAUGCUUUUUACCGAACCAAUUGUCGGCUUGAUAUGUCUCUAUGUCGCCUGUGAAUUUGCAACACUCUUCUCUUUCUUCGCUGCGAUUCCGUUAACCUUCGAAGGAGUCUACCACUUCGGCAUUGAAGACACCGGCCUCGUUAACGGUCUUACUAUGCAAUAUUAUGAUCUAUAUCCCCCAGGUCCCAAAGCAUCCUGGCCAACAAGUCCCCCCGAAUAUCGCCUCUACCCGGCGCUUAUUGGUAGUAUCGGACUGCCCACUGGGCUGUUUUGGUUUGCAUGGACUGUGAGGGCGGAUGUUUCUUGGGUUAGUCCUACGGCUGCGGUCAUGGUGUUUGCAUGGGGCAAUUUGUGUGUUUUCGUCAGUACCACUCAGUACCUUGUCGAUGCUUAUCAUGGUCUUACUGUCGCAAGUGCCAUGAGUGCGAACAGUUUGGCCAGGUACGGACUUGCUUCCGCCUUCCCUCUUUUCACCAUUCAAAUGUAUACUGAACUUGGUGCUGGAUGGGCUUCCAGUCUGCUUGGGUUUAUUGCUAUCUCCCUGUUGCCGAUUCCUUGGGUUUUUCUCACGUAUGGAAAGAAACUCAGGGCUAUGAGUCGGUUUGAAACCACCGAGGACCAGGGAUGA
Messenger RNA from Penicillium lagena, 1461 nucleotides. Its product is annotated as MFS transporter. NCBI's taxonomy places the organism in Eukaryota, Fungi, Ascomycota, Eurotiomycetes, Eurotiales, Aspergillaceae. The transcript has 5 exons. Bases 1 to 1461 code for a protein of 486 amino acids. Gene Ontology annotation, biological process: spermidine transport; transmembrane transport; spermine transport. Gene Ontology annotation, molecular function: spermidine transmembrane transporter activity; spermine transmembrane transporter activity. The record is from RefSeq and is a predicted model, not a curated record.